Dendroctonus ponderosae (mountain pine beetle) is the source of this 1553-nucleotide messenger RNA. Its product is annotated as adenosylhomocysteinase. Gene Ontology annotation, molecular function: adenosylhomocysteinase activity. The record is from RefSeq and is a predicted model, not a curated record. Gene Ontology annotation, cellular component: cytosol. Gene Ontology annotation, biological process: L-methionine cycle. Bases 144 to 1442 code for a protein of 432 amino acids. The transcript is spliced from 6 exons. Lineage: Eukaryota; Metazoa; Arthropoda; Insecta; Coleoptera; Curculionidae.
GUUUGUCAUAAAAUAACCUCAAUCGCGCAAGAUAACCAAACUUUCUUUACAUCAGCUUCAGUAAUCAGUUCGUAUUUGGUCCAUGUGCCGGCACAGUCUAGCAUCUUUUGCGAGCAGACAUUUAUAAAUAAAACUUUGCCAAAAUGACCAAAGUUCCAUUUAAAGUCGCUGAUCUCAAAUUGGCUGAAUGGGGCCGAAAAGACAUCAGUCUGUCUGAGAAUGAAAUGCCAGGGCUGAUGGCGCUUCGCAGGAAAUACGGACCUGAGAAAAUCCUCAAAGGGGCGAAGAUUGCCGGUUGUCUUCACAUGACCAUUCAAACUGCAGUUCUGAUUGAAACUUUGAUCGAAUUGGGUGCUGAGGUGAAAUGGUCCAGUUCUAACAUUUUCAGCACCCAAGACCAUGCGGCUGCAGCAUUGGCAAAAAAGGGGAUCGCUGUUUACGCCUGGAAAGGCGAAACCGACGAAGAGUUUAUUUGGUGCAUUGAACAAACUCUUGUAUUUCCUGAUGGAAAGCCAUUCAAUCUUAUACUUGACGACGGAGGAGACUUAACGAAUCUGGUUCAUGAAAAGUACCCGCAAUAUUUGAAGAACUGCAAAGGUCUCAGUGAGGAAACCACUACUGGAGUGCACAAUUUGUACAGAAUGCUGAAGUCUGGAAAACUGCAAGUUCCAGCCAUCAAUGUUAAUGAUUCUGUUACCAAGAGCAAAUUCGAUAACUUAUAUGGAUGCAGAGAAUCUCUAAUUGACGGUAUUAAGAGAGCAACUGAUGUGAUGAUCGCUGGAAAGGUUUGCGUCGUUGCUGGAUACGGUGAUGUUGGAAAAGGCAGUGCCCAGUCGCUGCGAGCUUUCGGGGCCAGAGUGCUGAUCACUGAAGUCGAUCCAAUCAACGCACUUCAGGCAGCUAUGGAAGGAUAUGAAGUAACAACAAUGGAAGAAGCGAGCAAAGAGGGCCAAAUCUUCGUUACAACCACCGGGGACAAAGACAUUAUUUUGGGCGAGCAUUUACUAAAUAUGCGCAAUGACUCAAUCGUCUGUAAUAUUGGGCAUUUCGACUGUGAAGUCGACGUGGCCUGGUUGGAAAAGAACCAUAAAAGCAAAGUUAACAUCAAACCCCAAGUCGACAGAUAUGAAUUGGCCAAUGGCAAUCAUAUUAUCGUACUUGCGGAAGGCCGUUUAGUCAAUCUGGGUUGCGCCACUGGACAUUCGUCGUUUGUUAUGUCCAAUAGUUUUACGAAUCAAUGCCUAGCUCAGAUCGAACUCUGGACUAAGCCAGAAGACUAUAAGGUGGGAGUUCACACGUUGCCAAAGAUUUUAGAUGAAGAAGUCGCCAGACUGCAUUUGGAUCAUUUAGGCGUUAAGCUGACCAAACUUAGCCCGGAACAGGCCAAAUAUAUUGGAGUCCCGGUCAAUGGGCCAUUUAAGCCUGAUCACUAUCGAUACUGAUUAAUUUUUCUACAUUUUCCUAAGUGUUUUCAAACGAAAGGUGUGUGUGCUCUAUUAGUUUCCACAUUUUUUAUGUAUUGAAUUUAAGAAUAAAUCACCCCAUAUACUUUA